Penaeus vannamei (Pacific white shrimp) is the source of this 1766-nucleotide messenger RNA. The record is from RefSeq and is a predicted model, not a curated record. Lineage: Eukaryota; Metazoa; Arthropoda; Malacostraca; Decapoda; Penaeidae.
AUGGGGAUUAUUACACAUUGGUCGAGGGCCACGGAAGGGAAAGGGUCAGGCGGGGUCAAACAGCUGACGCCGACGAAGAACAUAUCGUCGCUUUUGGAUAAUUUAUUAAAAGGAUAUGACCACAAGCUCAGACCUUCUUUCGGAGGAGAACCCACUACGGUAGAGAUCGACAUCGAGGUCCGAAGUAUGAGUCGAAUCUCCGAAAUGGACAUGACCUACUCGAUGGACUGCUACUUCCGCCAGUCGUGGGUGGACGAGCGCCUGGCCUUCUCCGACCUCGAGGAAGCCUUCACCCUGUCCGUGUCCGUGCUGGAGAAGCUGUGGAAGCCCGAUACGUUCAUCUACAACGGCAAACAGAGCUACGUUCACCUCAUCACCACGCCAAACAAAUUCAUAAGGCUCUACCAGAACGGAAGGAUUCUCUACUCCUCCAGGCUGACCAUUAACGCCAACUGCCCCAUGAACCUCCGCGACUUCCCGAUGGACACUCAGCACUGCCCUCUGAAGCUUGGCUCUUUCUCUUACACGACCCGCGACGUGGUGUACAGGUGGAACAAAGACCGACAGGUGGUCAUUGCUCCCGACCUCAUGCUCUCCCAGUUUGACCUCAUAGCCGCUCCCUCAGGUGAUGAAAACACCACACGACGAGCAGGAGAAUUCUCCACCCUCCUGGCCAGCUUCUACCUGCAGCGCCACAUGGGGAACUUCCUGAUCCAGGUGUACGGCCCUUGUAUGCUGCUGGUCGUCCUGUCGUGGGUGUCCUUCUGGCUCAACAGAGAAGCCACCUCGGACCGCAUAUCUCUCGGUAUCACGACCGUGCUGACGAUGACCUUCCUGGGACUCGAGGCGCGGACUGACCUCCCCAAGGUCUCUUAUAUAACAGCCCUUGACCUCUUUGUGUGGAUCUCCUACGGGUUUAUCUUCGCCACAAUAAUAGAGUUCGCCUUCGUCCACGUCUUCACGAAAGUGGGGUCCGGCGAGGUCUACCUGUCGCACUCGAGCUCCGAGGCCGACUCCGAGGAGGACCCUGACGAGGAACUGGACCCUGAGGGGGACCUCGAGGGCCACGCCUCCUCCGUGUGCCCCGCCCACCCCUCCGCGGGCCCCAACGGCGUCGGGAAGGUCUCGUCCCGGUCCUCCGAGGGCCACGUGUCGCCGCUGCACAUCUGGGCGCCCGCCUCGCCCGCGCCCCUCAGCCUCUCCCUGCGGCUGAGGAGGCUCUGCGGCUGCGUCUGCGCCACGGGGAGGAGGAGCUCUCUGGCCGCGACGAAGGGCUCCCACCGCCGCCGCCCCCCGCACCUCCCGAGAGCCGACGAGCGGGCGCCGAGACGACCCGCCUCCUCCUCCUCGAAGCUCGACCAGAUCAACUCCGUCUCGAACAUCGACGAGAUCUCCCGAGUGCUCUUCCCCUUCGCCUUCGUCUGCAUCAACCUCCUGUAUUGGUACACGUUCCUCUCCCACACGCAGUGGUCGCCGAAUCGCUUCUGAACCGAAGUGUUGACCCCUUGGGUGGUGUCUUGGGGUUAGGGUCCGCUUUGGGCUUCUGCCGGGGUUGGGGUCAUGCCUUCUGGUCCCGUUGUGCUGGGGCUGUCAUGGUGGUAUUUGUGUAUAAGGCGGCGUGGCGUGUGUAUGCGGGUGUGUGGGUGUGUUUGGGUGUGUGGCUCUUGUUAUUGCUGGUGCAAGGGACUUUGUUUUGUUGCCAGAUAGCCUUUCUCUUUCGUAAGAAAAUAUUACCUCGUUUGUCAUAGCAUGGAUUUUGUUCUACG